Babesia ovata is the source of this 4050-nucleotide messenger RNA. RefSeq lists its product as uncharacterized. Bases 1 to 4050 code for a protein of 1349 amino acids. The record is from RefSeq and is a predicted model, not a curated record. The transcript has 2 exons. NCBI's taxonomy places the organism in Eukaryota, Apicomplexa, Aconoidasida, Piroplasmida, Babesiidae.
AUGGCGUUUUUGGGUGGAGUGCUUAAAGAUGUCUACGAUAAACAACCUUACAGUGUUGGUAAAAUAGGCUUAAAUGAUAUUGUUAGUAAGCUUAAUAAUGCUUUAUGUUCAGGUCAUAAGGGUUUUAAAGAGGUCAUUGAGACUGUGGCGCAGGGUGUCGGGGAGUAUAAUGCUUUGGUGAGGGAUUCAAAUAAUCUUGUCAAGACUCCGAUAAAGAAGCUCCUAGAAGACGUAGGGAGCGCUUUAACAGAUAAUUUGAAUGAAAUUUUACCUAAUUCUGUUUCAGGUACGCAGAAGACUUUGACGGCGGAGCAAGAGGAAGUCAGGCAGGCAGCGAUCAAGAUUCAUCAACUGCGUAGGGAGUGUGAAGAUUAUGCGCACGUUUUCAACGACGCUUUAGAUAUUAAAAAACUUCAUAUAAACGAUGCAAUUAAUGACCUUAAUAGUAGCUUAUCACUUAGAGUAACGAACGCUAUAAGCAGCGUUAAGCAUGAGGCUGAGAGGCUGAAGAAGUUGGCAGAUAGGGAAAAGGAGGAUAUAAAGGAGAUGGAAGAGAACACUAGAAGCGUGAUGAAUGCGCUGAAAGCAGGCGCACGUGAAAAAAUCGAAGCAAAAGUGAAUGAGCUUGUAAGGGCUCUGAAAGAUGUAGUUACUGAAAUAUUUAAAAAACUCGACGACAUCAAUGAUAAGUUGGCACGGUACGUUAUCGGGUUGAAUGAAUGGGCACUGCAGGCUGGUAAGGACAUCGACGCGGUGGAAGCAACGGCGAAUGAGAUCGUCAACAAGAAUGUCGGCAAAAAACAUCAGGAUAUUAUCACGGCCAAAGCAGGGCAUCUGUUAAAUUUGAAAACAAUGUUUGGGGAUUAUAUUAGAGAGGUGACGGAAUUGGCUGGAAAAGUUAACGAGGAGAUUGUGUCCCUAGGGAAGCAGUUUAGAGAUGCUAUCAACGGCAGCGAUUUGCCUAAAACUAUUGAGAAAAUUGUGGAGUAUAUUAAAGAGAAGGUGGAGAGUAUUAAGGGGGGUGUGGGUGAUCCUAAAAAGGAUCGACAACCCGUAAGAGAUAAUAGUAUAUAUCCUAAUUGGCAGCAGCUGAAAGGGGAUAUUAUAGAUUAUGUGAACAAGAUUAAGGGCGAGGGGGCGUCAGGUGCACUGGCGAAUAAGAACGGUAUAAAGCAGAUUGUGGAUGGGAUUAGGGAGUAUGCGGAGAGGUUCAAAGAGGUCGGAGACGAUGAAAGGAGUGGUUUUAAGAGUAUAGUUUAUGGGUGGUUGACGGACAUUUUGCAUAGUGCGCCGGUAAUGGAGAAACUUGGAGAGUAUGCUGGAGGGAAAUCAGAUCAUUCCACAGCGGUUGCGAAAGCAAUUGUUAAACAGUUCAACAGCGUGAUUGGCACAGCCGUCGGAAAGGGCGAUGGUCUUUUCUCCGACUCUGACGCCGACAGCACGAAAAUUGAAAAUUAUGUCACGGCUGUGAAUGCUGUGUGCGUGGCAUUUGCCAAGCAGCUUGAGGAGCAUAUUAAGAAGGGCCAGGUGGAAUUUAGUACAUUUUCCCAAAGAAUAGCAGGAGAUAUUAAGGACGUUUUUUCGAAAGGUACAACUAAACCUAUAAGCCAAGGUGAUCUCGCAUACGUAAUUCGGUUAAUUCUCCCCGAGCUCAUCGGUGCGGCUAGGGGAGCAGCGGAGGAACUGUAUUCGUUUGCCGGGGUUCAAGGUGACCUUGACCUCGACGGUGACGGUGAGAAAUACAACCUCGGCAAGCUUCUGAAGGCAAUCGACUCCAACGCCGAUAAAAUCAAUCAGCAAUUCACAGCCGGCUUUCCCGGCGCAAAGAUCGACACGGCGCUGGAGGCGGUGCAUACAGAAAUCGAGACGCUGCACGGUCAGCUUGAUCUGGCGCUAGCUACCGCCUCCAGCGAUCCCACCACCAUUGCCGGCCAUGUCGACCAGGCGGUUACAAACGCUAUCGCCAAAGCCAAGGACUUGAACGCCAGCCACACUACACCCCUCGAGACUCUGUCCAAGGAAAUCCAAGAACACCUUAGUACCCUGGUGACAGAAAUCUCCGAAGUUGCCAACACCGUCAACCUGAAGCUGAUUAAGUUCCAAACUGAUAAUCUCAAGGGCACUGGUCCCAACCAACUCGCCGGAAUCACGAAAAAUAUCAGUCAGCUGCAGAAGGAGUUGGACAGCGUGCCCAUAAAGAAGGCCAACCAGCUGCUUACAUACGCCGAGCGAGUGCGCAAUUCAACCAUAAGUGAACUCAGUCGGAAAGUGGACAGAGAAGUCUCAAAGGCGCAGAGCCUAAUGGGUGCCCACGUCCAGCAGCAGUACAUCGAAACCAUAAAAGCGUUGAUUAUAGUGUUUGUUGACAAGGUUACUGAAGACUUGGAGGAGUUGCCGGGGCUGAUUGAACAUGACGAGCAUAUCGGCGUCAAAGGGUUUAUGAGGAAGAUGGAGACAGAAUUUACUAAAAGGGUUGAAUCCAUUCAGCUUACACACCAAACUUCCUCUAGUCGAGAUACACCCUCUCUGAGCCAGGCGGCUGACGUGGUGAAUAAGGCGUUUGGAUACCUUUUCUUCGAGCUGCAAAAUCAAGAAGACUUCAAGUCGGAUUACGAAGUCAUGAAGCCGUCGAAAGAUUGUCUGUUCAAAUUGCUAAACUUGCUCACACGUUCGCAACACUUCGACCACAAGUUCUCUGACAACCUCAAAGCGCUUGAAAACACCCUUAAUGACUUCGCACCUAAGAAAUUCCACACCCCAAACAGCAUCCUCCUCGACGCCCUCAAGGCCGGCAUGACGCAAUUCACCGAGCAACUCGGACACGCGUACGUGAAUACAUACAGCUGUUGUAAGCCUGUAACAUCGUGGGGUGAUGAUAAAUCACCUGAUGAGUUAACCCCCGAGGGCCGCAACUGCGCCAAGGUAUGCCUGACCAUACUGGAGAGGGUGUUCCACGACCUGAAUGAUUUAAGGAAGCAAUGCAUGGCAAACUAUCCUUCACGUCCGAUUUACUCAACAUCCGGUCCUGGUGUUUUAUUGCACAAAAUGGGUUACGAGGUUGCUAAGGAACGUAAUUCCAAUGGUGCCCAAGUGCAAAAUGUUGACACUAUGACCGGUGAAAAAAUUGGGAGAAUGUUGACGAGCGCAGUUGAACAUGCCGACAGCAAUCAUCAUCUCAAGAGUUGUCUAUCGAAAACAAAUGGCAUUAAUGUUUUGGAGAUUCUUAAUUGUCUUUUCUCCCACCGAAAUCAAUAUUUCACGAUAGGCCACAUAACUAUCCACCCCAAACCUAGAACACCUUGCAACAUAUUCGAAAUGCUUUGCUGGUUUAACGGCUUACCUCACAACCGUGUGUACGGCUCACUUAAGUCACACAUUAAAACAACGCUAGAUAAGCCGAAGGAACACAAAGAGAAGGAAUUCUCCGAAAUUCCUGAGCACGAAUUAGGGUUAACCGGGUACCCGUAUAACGUAUCAUAUAGAAGUAUACUCACCGCCAUUCAUGACAUUACGUCGUGUUCUCACGAACUACUGACAGCCAUCCUUGGCACAGGGGACGAACACACGACGUAUUCCUGCGACCACGCCAACAACUCACUGAACCUACAGUAUCCCAGUGACCCCGCCGCUUGCUUCGACAUGUUGCUUCACGUCCUCCGUGGACUCCUGCCGCAGCUGAAAUAUUUGUUCAGCCGGUGCAAUGUGAAGGCUGAGCACAACGGCUGGCGUGAAUGCCCCUACGGCAAGGACGUGCCUACAGCCAAAUCGCAUUGUGAGAGGCAGUCAACUGCCGAAGCAACGGGCCAAGCAAAGUGCCAACCUACGUGCCAGGCAAACAGCAAAGCAAUGUGUCAACCAACUUCACCACUAAUGAGUUAUCUUAAUGAUUGUUUACCCGGUCACUUACCACAUCAAUUGACCGAUGUAGGCUGUAAGCAUAAAUGCUCUACCUGCCCCGGUAGUACACCAGGAAUGCCGUGCCUUACACCCAUGGGCUUCAGGGCAUUUUCCGGCUCAACCAAGACGGCGGCCUGCUUUCAUCCCUAUUAG